Molecule: messenger RNA, 4909 nt
Organism: Stegostoma tigrinum
Lineage: Eukaryota; Metazoa; Chordata; Chondrichthyes; Orectolobiformes; Stegostomatidae
Exons: 6
Coding region: 53-1045 (330 amino acids)
Source: RefSeq, a predicted model, not a curated record
UUCCUCUUUAAGACAGUGUUUCUGAUCUCGGCAGGAGGCCCGGGAAGCAGAGAUGGUGGUUCGGAGGGGACGCAACAGCAUAGGGCUGCGUUCCUUGCCCUUCUCCAGGAAGGUCUCCUAUUUCGACGGCGAGUUCGAGAGGUUGUACCAGCGCCGGGUUCUCCCUGCCUCCGGCCCCGAAUACUGCCGGCUUAUGGAGCCCCUGCUCCGGUGCUGCACACCCCCGAGACACCGCAGCUGCAGCCGGGCCCGGGGCAGGCUCGCUCUCGCAGCCGGAGUCCUGCUCUUACUCGGCUGCAUCCUGCUCUGCAGCCGCCCCGGAUCCAAAUUUAUGAGUUACUGCGGCCGGGCUUUCCUCAUUCAGGUAUGUCAACGAUAUCCCAAAGUGGAAUUUCUGCACAAAGUAGAUCCAAAAGUUGUUCUCCAGAAUUAUCUACGUCAGAAUCUACCUGUCAUAAUAACAGAUGGGGCAGAAGAAUGGGUUGCACAGAGAGAGUUUACUCUGCCAUUCCUAACUCAGUUAUACAGUGGUCACCCAGUUCUGCAGAGCACAGAAGUGUGCAGUUAUUGGGACUCUCUUCACUCGGUGGAGAAUAAUCCUAUGGCCUUCUUUGAAAAAGUCCGUCAACAGAGGCUUAACCAGUGGGCAGUUCAGUGGAAGAAUUGCAACAAAGCAGCUGCAAAGGUAAUCCGUGCAUUUUAUCAACGACCCUACUUCCUUCCUCCGGUAGUGGAACUGGCAGAGUCCAACUGGUUGCUGAUGGCAUCACACGAAGAGAAUGACGCUGUAGAGGACACAUUUGUCAAGGUGAAAGAUCAUGAUGGGGACUUGUUGAUGUGGAUUGCUCAGCUACAGGGAAUCUUUGAAGUUCAACUCUUACCCAAAGACAUAUGUGCAAGCAAAUGCACCCAUUAUACCUUGAAGCUCUCUCCUGGAGAGAUAGUUGCUAUACCACUUCAGAUGUGGGAUGUUCAGUAUCGUCCAUUUAGUUCCAUUGCCAUAGGACUUGCUGCAACAGGUAACUGGCUUCAAGAUCCCAGGUAAUGAUGCAAGACAUGACUCCACAAGGCCGUACAUCUUGCCUAAGGAAAUAUCAGAUUUGGACUGGCUAAGUUGAUGCCUGAUUCUCUGACCUUGAAUCUGUAUUCUUGGAGAGACCAUCCAAUUUUAUUUGUCUUGAUAGAGCUCUGAUAUUUAGAAUGUUUAAAUCCUUAUUUUUGUGGGGUUUCUAUAAGUCCAGAAUAAUGAUAAGGUUGGCCCAUUGGAUGAUAAAGGGAUAUCUAGACUUCAAGCAGUCAUUAUAGUUGGGGCCCAAAUUAAUUCAGAAGGUAAGAAAAAAAUGCUACAUUGAGUUGGAUAUUUUCUUAUCCAUUUAAAAAGCUGGUCCACUGGUACAAAUUUAAUUGACAAUAAAAUUCUGAACCUCGUAUUCAAAGGAAUUGCAGUACAAAUAAGGGAAAACAAUGCUCCUUCAGUUAUGCAUAACAUUUUCAAGGGACCAAAUGGAGCGUUGCAAAGAGUUUUAAACACCAUACUUUAGGAAGGAUACUUUGGUGUAGGAGGGGAAUUUGGCAUAAAUUCACCAGAAUAAUGCUGGGAUUUACAGGGCUAAAUUGAAGACAAGCUGCCUUGACUUUAGAAGAUUAAGAGGUAACCUGACAAGGAUAGGAGUAGCUAUGAAAAAACUAUUUUUAACUGAGGAAUCCAGAAUAAGUGUGCACGAUCUUAAACUUGGAGCUCUCCCACUUAGGAGUAACAUCAGAACGGACAUUUUCUACAAAGAUAGUGAAAUCUGGAACAACUUAAAGGCUGUGGAUAUGGAAUUAUUGACAUUUUCAAAACUGAGCUCAAUAUAUUAUAUUUUUGUUAUGUCAGUGUAUCAAAAGGUUGAGGGAAAAAAGAGGUGAGGUACAGAUCAAGUAUGAUCUAACAAAGGAGCUGAAUAGCUUGAUCCUGUUCCUUUGAUUAAAUUUUUGCCAGUAUGCUCCCCUUAAGUUGUUCAUAAUUUUUCAUUCAAACUGCUUAAACUAAAUCCUCUCCUCUUGGUAGACAUGAAAAUGUAAUAAAUCUUCCUGCUUUUGAAGCUUUUUUUAAAAAAGGACAGUGCAGCAGAAAUUGGUUCAUUUUUAAAUGGAGACAGAGGGCUGCUGAUCUGAGGAGGAAGGGUACUAAUCUCUAGUUGGACAACACUCUUUCUUCCUCUGAAGACCAGAGUAUAACAACGAUGUGUACCUGAAGGAGCUGCAGUUCUGAGGAGGGAAGAGAAAAAAUCUUAAAAUUUUUCAGCAGUAGUGGAGGGCUACAAAGCUGUCUAGGGGAUCGUGGCUGUGGACUGCAGACAGACAUUAAGGCAGUUCUCUGUAGGCAAAUCUCCAUGUCAUGAUUGGGAAAGUAUUUCAUAUGUGAAAGGAGAAGUGACUUCAGAAAAAUAUUAGAGGAAGGGAUCUGUGAAUCUCUGCAACAGAAAUAUGGCUGCAGAUCUCUUGGAAUAGGAGCCUGUUGGUUUCUAAUUGAUUAGGGGUGGCACAGUGGCUUGGUGGUCAGCACUGCUACCUCUCAGCCCCAGAGACCUGGGUUUGAUUCCACCCUCGGGCAACCGCCUGUGUGGAGUUUGCACAUUCUCCCCGUGUCUGCAUGUGUUUCCUCCCACAGUCCAGAGAUGUGCAGGUUAAGUGGAUUGCCAUGCUAAAUUACUCAUAAUGCCCAGGUGUAUAAAUUAAAUGGAUUAGCCACGGGAAAUGCAGGGCUACAGGGGCAUGGCUCUAGGUGGGAUGCUGUUUGGAGGGGCUGUGUGCAUUCGUUCGGCCAAUUGGCCUAUUUCCACACUAGGGAUUCUGUGAUUCUGCAAAACUACAAAUGUUAAGAUUCAGCAUAUGAGAAAUGAAUUUAUUGGAAGUAUUUUUAGAUUGAGGAAUAGAUACACAGUUCUUGAAAUCAGGUAAUUUGACUAGUUUACUUUGUACCUAGUUAACUUGUGUUUUUUUACAUGCCUUGGCAUGUAAGUAAACUGAAGUUAAUCAAAGGGAAUAUGGCUUUGUUCGUAGCUGAGAGAUUCUGGGGACAGGGUUUUAGAUGAGGAAUGGUAAAUCAGAAACAGAGUGCAAGUACAGAAUGAUCAAUUGCAAGGUGAAAAUUCCAAGGAAAAGGGAUCAGUAAAUACAGCUGAAACAUGGACUGAGUAGCCUGUUACAACCAGGUGAGAAGGCGUAAACUGGCUCCCCUCUGUUCACCCUCUCCCACUGACCACAACAGAAGUUUAUAUACUUUUUGCACAAAGCCAUACCCCCAUGUAAUUAGAGAAAUACUUUUUGCUGUGAGCAAUAAGGAUCCAAUUAGUGAGGCUUCCUUGAGCCAAGGAAAGAGUAGAUUUAUUAACUGACUGUUAAAGCAGAGGAAAAUAAUGAAGAAAAUUACUCGGCACCCCCGAUUCAAAGUUUAAGGGGAAUAGUGUCAACCGCAAAGGAAAAUAAAAGACUAUACGGUUUAGAGUUCUUCGUGUGUCCCUGAGACACGAGGUUUAAACCUGAAGUUAAUUGUUAAGAACUGAUUUCCUGGAUGCAGUAAGUCAUAGCAAUUGUUCUAAUUGCUGAAAAUUCUUUGUUCCUUGAUAUAACAGUCAUUGAAACAGUAACAUUUUGUAAUUGAUGCCAACUUUUAGACAGAGAGAAAAUGGAGGCAGCAGCUUCAAUUAUGAGCCAAACUGCUCUGAAAGCCUUUGAAAUUCCAGUUCUUGUGUUUAUUUCCAAGAGGACCAUUCGGAUAGUCUCUCUAUGACAGCCAUCGUGUCAAUGUCUUCCUGAGAUAGUGACAGGUUUCAAAGGAUGAAAACCUGGCUAUAAUCCCAUUAAUCCAUUACAACAAAGAGGUUUGACAGUCCACUUUCAGAGUUUCCCUGUUUCCUUUAUUAUUGAUACAGGAGUUCAGUUUUCCUCUUUGCAUAAUGAGCUUUUGCUUUAAGUCUUUGUUCCAGUAGUACCUUUAGUAAAGAAGUCUCACCCCAUGUGGACAUGUUUAAAGGUCUUGUUGUGAAUUAUACUUUCUAAAUGAUUAAUUUUCAUGUGCAGAUACAUACCUUUUGUGUAGACUUUAAGUGUGGUUAUUAGAAAUUCCUUUGUAUCUUCCAUUAAACUUGGCCAACUUCAGGUCAGGUGGGCAGCAUGGUGGCACAGUGGUUAGCACUGUGUUGCCUCACAGCACCAGGGACCCAGGUUCAAUUCCAGCCUCGGGCGACUGUCUGUUUGGAGUUUUCACAUUCUUCCCAUGUCUGCGUGGGUUUCCUCCCACAGUCAAAAAGAUUUGCAAGCUAGGUGGAUUGGCCAUGCUAAAUUGCCUGUAAUGUUCAGGGAUGUGCAGGUUAUAGGCGAAUGGGUUUGUCUGGUGCUCGGAGGGUCGGUGUGGACUUGUUGGGCCAAAGGGCCUGUUUCUACACUGUAUGGAUUCUAUGAUUCUAAGUGAUUCCGGCAACUGUUUUAAAGUAUCUGAGCUGAUUUCUAAAUGUUUUUCUCUCACCCUGAAGUUCACAGUUAAUUGAUUAACAUUUUAGAUUAAUAAUCUGUAUUUUGUUAUCAUGACAGUCCAGCUAUAUUAAUUGUCUCCAAUUGAGAAUGAUAAUCAUUUUGUUUGAGUAUGAGAUAAAGCUCAUUUCUCAGUACUGAACUGUUUAUUACAAUAGCUUUAAUCUCAUCCUGUGCAGACAAUCUAAUCAAAGUUCAUGUUCGAUAGCAGGAAUUCUGAUUAAGCCACAGAACAGUGAUCUCAAACAGCAUCUUGCUAUGGCUUAACCUGUGAUUUAUUAGAGCCAAUCUACAUGUUAUCCAUUUAAAUUAUUUCUCAGGAGGUCAAAGAGUGAAUUUUAAAUUGAUGUUUUAGAAAGACGAACAAUAAAUUUAUUUAAUUUUAAUUUUUAAA